Molecule: messenger RNA, 740 nt
Organism: Pocillopora meandrina
Lineage: Eukaryota; Metazoa; Cnidaria; Anthozoa; Scleractinia; Pocilloporidae
Source: the annotation of a GenBank genome assembly
AUGAAAUCUUUUUCUACAAGGGCACAGACUGCCUUGAGGUUUGCGGAGUCGUUUGGGCUCGAACUGAAAACUGUUGUUGUUGUGGAAAAAAGUCAGGCAUCACCCACACACUAAAACCAUAGGGGCAUCAGGGUCAGGUGGGAACAGCCUCUACUGAGGCAUCUGCUACUACAGGAUUUGAAGCCCUUUCAGAUGAUGAAAAAGCAAAGGUUGAAAGGGUCCUUUUCCUUCUAGACAAAUUCUGUGUAGGAGACUUGUUCUACCACGAACUUACCAUGGUCCUGGAUGGCUUGCCCAAGUCAUACCUGGUCAAACAAAGGAGGGACCAGUUGAACAGCAUUUGCCACAUCACCUGCACUCCUGGUUCCACUGAAGGAGCACAAAUGGUGUUUACUGAUCUCCUCCGAGAAUGGAUCAAAGACUGCUUGGCAAGCCACCCAGGUGACCAAGGCAAACCAGUUAAAGUCAAGAUCUCAAGGGAUGGAGCAAGAAUGACAAACUCUACUUUCAUUUUACUGAGUUUUGCACUUUUGCAAGCUGGAAAUGAUGUUAUGUCUUCAAAAGGGAAUCACACAAAUGCCGUUGCAAAAGGGAAAGAAGACUAUCAAACGAUGCAAACAUCCUCUGCAAAUGUCUUCCAGGACAUUAAUUCUGUAAUAAAUAAAGAGAAAAUUGUAAUUGAUGGGAUAACAAUUGAUCUUGAAUUUUUCUUGGGGGUGAUUACAAGUUUAUUUUACUAA